This is a messenger RNA of Acipenser ruthenus (sterlet), 1465 nucleotides long. RefSeq lists its product as uncharacterized. Gene Ontology annotation, molecular function: zinc ion binding; dCMP deaminase activity. Bases 180 to 1424 code for a protein of 414 amino acids. The transcript has 8 exons. Gene Ontology annotation, biological process: dUMP biosynthetic process; dTMP biosynthetic process. The record is from RefSeq and is a predicted model, not a curated record. Lineage: Eukaryota; Metazoa; Chordata; Actinopteri; Acipenseriformes; Acipenseridae. Gene Ontology annotation, cellular component: cytoplasm.
CCUAUUUACAAACAAUACAUUUGUGGAUGAACUUACUAUGAAGCAACUAUAUAAUUUUUUUUUAUCUUGAAAUUAUUUCGUUAUGAAUAGUACAAGGUGUUUUCAAUAUUCAUUUAAACUAAAAUGUAAAUAUUCCAGAUGAUCUACAUCAUGGCGUAGGGACUGUUAUCUACAAUGAAAUGGGUUACAUUAUUGGCUGUGGUUAUAAUGGAUAUGUGACAGGUGCAACCUAUGGAAAUUUUUCUCGUGAUGGACAAGAUCCUACAGCAAAAGCAUCCUCUCUUGUACAUGCUGAAGCAAAUGCACUUCUUUUAAGAUCUCAGAAAGACCUGGAUAAAGCAGUCCUUUAUUCAUCAAAAAAACCAUGUGUGAGCUGCAAGCUGUUAAUAGAGGCAACAGGGAUUACAGAAGUGAUUUUCAUAGAUGAUCCAAAAGAGAAAAAACAAGACAGAGUUUAUGAAAUUAAUUUGUGGAAACCGAGUGCUGAUGCCCAAGUGACAACAGGCAGCAGCACACCAGCCACCAGCAGCAGCACACCAGAUUCCAGCAGCAGCACACCAGCCUCUAGCAGCAGCACACAAGCCUCCAGCAGCAGCACACCAGCCACCAGAAGCAAUAAUGAUGAUCCCUCUAUCCGAUUAAAAAAGAAGGGGGAUCUAAUGCUGCUUCUUGCCCUACACAUGGAAGAGUCUCCAAAAUGUGAAGCCCCCCCAAACAAGAUGGAACAAAGCGUUAAGUAUAACAAGUGUGGUAUUGUAGUAACUACAGGAGAUAAAAUGAAAAGAAUUGUCACAAUGGAUUGUUCCAGAAAUGAACUGCAUGCAGUGGAAGUGGUAAUGAUGAAUUUCCCAAGGUCUUUAAAAGGGGGCAAUGUCUUCUUAUCAAGGAAACCUUGCUACAGGUGUACUCAGUUCAUUAUCCAAGGUGAAUUCUCCUCCGUUUAUUAUUGGCCACGGGAUCCUGAACGGAGUUGCAUGACAUCAGACUCUUCGGCAUUCACUGAUUCAGAGUGUGUUGACCAGAUGUUUCUAAGAAGUAAAAUCUCAUUUGAAUGCUUGGUUCCUGAAACAGACAUGGUGAAGGAUGAAUUAAUUAAAUUUACUCGCAAAGCCAAGUGUGAAUGCUGUCAUGCAAAAAACUAUGAAAAUGAUCUCAGCAAUGACCAAAUGAAGAACAUAAUGAUGGCAGACAAUCCUGAGAGAGUCGAAAAGCUAAUCGAAAGGGCUUUAUGUUGCCUGGACAGUUUGCUUCCCUGCAGCAAAGGCUCUUUCUUACCAGCACUAGAACAAGAAGAUAUAAAGCUUGCCAUUCAUGCACUGCAGUUAUGCUACCUGCUGGCUGCCAGAUCAGGCAAGUUGUCAUUUAAUCUUUACCCUUACUAUUAUCACAGCAAGAUAAUGCUUGAAACUAAAUAUGUUAAAUAAAUAGGUAUGACAUUGGAAUACUGUUCUAGGAGUUACACAUU